GCAUUGGAUAAAAUAUUUAGUAGCACCAGUAGAAAGCAGCUUGAUCACAAUUUUGGUGCAGAUAUCUAAUGUGGAGGUCUCUGAUCUUUUUCAGCCUGGAGCCAUCCUGAAGUGGGAAACCAAAUGCAGCAUGCUGUGUUGUAGGUCUCCUCUGAGGCUAACAUUUGGUGAGCUGGGUGGUGUUAGUGUUACAGUUCACUGGGGUAAUUUAACUGAGCAAGCAAGAUUGCUUCCUUGAAAGUGCCUGCUGUGCCGUGGAAAUGGCCAGUGGCUGCUCCUCACCACCCUACCUGGUGGAGCAGCUCAGAGGCUGCUUUCUGUAUGGCUCCGCAUUUCAGACCGAUCCCUUCGUGAAGGCAGCUUCCGUCUAAAACCCCUCUCUGGUUUUGCCUUUCAGAUUGUCUAAUUCUACUGCUAACCAGCAAUACUGCCUGCAAUGGAGAGCACAGAGACAGGAGAAGAGGAAAUGUUGCGCUAUGAGGAAACAGAAGAUGAUGAUGUCAGUCCCACUGACCUUUCAGAGCUGCUGAAGGAGGGGACUAAGGAAUCCCAUGACCGUGCGGAGAACACCCAGUUUGUCAAAGACUUUCUGAAAGGACGGAUCAAGGAGGAGCUCUUCAAGCUGGCCACUGUGGCACUUUACUUCACGUACUCUGCUCUGGAAGAGGAAAUGGAUCGCAAUGAGGACAACCCGGUCUUUGCUCCUCUGUACUUCCCCCUAGAGCUUCACCGGAAAGAAGCGUUGAUCAAAGACCUGCAAUAUUUCUAUGGAGAAGACUGGAAAGAGAAGAUCCAGUGUUCAGAGGCAGCUCAGCUAUAUGUGGACAGAAUCCAUCAUGUGGGACAGAAUGAGCCAGAGUUGCUAGUGGCUCAUGCUUACACACGUUAUAUGGGGGACCUCUCGGGUGGCCAAGUGCUGAAGAAGGUAGCCCAGAGAGCCCUCAAGUUGCCCAGUACUGAGGAAGGGAUCCAGUUCUAUGUGUUUGGUAACAUCUCCAAUGUGCAGCAGUUCAAGCAGCUCUACAGGGCAAGGAUGAAUGCUUUGGACUUCGACAAGAACACCAAAGAAAGGAUUGUGGAGGAAGCCAACAGAGCCUUCAGAUUUAACAUGCAGGUGUUUGAUGAACUGGACAAGAUUGGCAAGUCACUGGCAGAAGCCCAAGAUGGAGGCCUUCCAGUCCACGAUGGAAAAGGAGACCUGCGCAAAUGCCCUUACUAUGCAGACAAGCUUGCAGGUAACGCAGGACCCAUCUGUCCCUACCAUGGCGCCGUGGCCCUGGCAAAGCAGCCCCUGGUGCAGCUGAUGCUGGCCGCCUGCGUCGCGGUGCUGGCAGGAGCUGCAGCCUGGUACAUGAUGUGAUGGGAGCAGUGGUCUGUGCCUCUGGUUGUGGGAAGGGGAGAGACACACCAUGUCCUUUUCCAGCUGUUCCCUUGCCAGUGCUGUUGACUGCAUGGUGGAAGUAAGAAAAUAAACAGGAAUCUUGUGGAACUGUUAAA
Molecule: messenger RNA, 1497 nt
Organism: Pezoporus occidentalis (night parrot)
Lineage: Eukaryota; Metazoa; Chordata; Aves; Psittaciformes; Psittacidae
Gene: HMOX2
Product: heme oxygenase 2
Exons: 5
Coding region: 437-1360 (307 amino acids)
Biological process (GO): heme catabolic process; response to oxidative stress; heme oxidation
Molecular function (GO): heme oxygenase (decyclizing) activity; heme binding
Source: RefSeq, a predicted model, not a curated record